AUGUCCUCCAGGAAUUUGGUGAUGGGAUUGGUCUUCCUAUCCCAGACUAUAAUUGGAAUCCUUGGAAAUUUCUCUCUUCUGUAUCAUUAUCUCUUUCUCUAUUUCUCUGGGUGCAGGCUAAGAAGGACCACGGAUUUGAUUCUCCAGCACCUGAUUGUAGCCAAUUCCUUAGUUUUAUUCUCCAAAGGAGUCCCACAAACAGUGGCAGCUUUGGGGUGGAAACAAUUCCCCAGUGAUUAUGGAUGCAAAAUUCUUUACUACAUUUACAGAGUGGGCAGGGGUGUGUCCAUUAGCAGCACCUGCCUCUUGAGUAUCUUCCAGGCCAUCAUCAUCAGUCCCAGGAACUCCAGGUGGGCAGACAUUAAAAUGAAAGCUCCCAGGUACAUCAGCCUCUCCACGUCCCUGUGCUGGCUCCUCUACAUGCUGGUAAAUAUCAUUAUUCCUAUAUAUGUGACUGGCAAUUGGAGAAAUGACACCUUCAAGAAGAAAAAAGAUUUGGGGUACUGUUCUUCUCAAGUUGGUGAAAAAAGCAAAGUGCCACUGUAUGCUGCACUGUUUUCAUUCUCUGAUGCUCUAUGUUUGGGGCUCAUGCUCUGGGCCAGCGGCUCCAUGGUUUCCAUCCUGUACAGGCACAAGCAGAGGGUCCAACACAUCCACAGGACCAACCUCUCCCCCAGGUCCUCCCCUGAGUCCAGAGCUACCCACACCAUCCUUUUACUGGUGAGCACCUUUGUAUCCUUUUACACUGUCUCCUGCAUCUUUCAGAUUUGUCUUGCUGUUUUUGAUCAUCCCAGUUGGCUGCUGGUGAACAUGGCUGCACUAUUCUCUGUGUGUUUCCCAACUGUCAGCCCCUUUGUUCUCAUGGGCCGAGACUCCAUUGUCUCCAUACUCUGCUUUGCCUGGGUAAGGAAAACAAACUCCCCUAAUCUUAUUAGUAAUACAUAA
This is a messenger RNA of Choloepus didactylus (southern two-toed sloth), 945 nucleotides long. Its product is annotated as vomeronasal type-1 receptor 4-like. Lineage: Eukaryota; Metazoa; Chordata; Mammalia; Pilosa; Megalonychidae. Gene Ontology annotation, molecular function: pheromone receptor activity. Gene Ontology annotation, biological process: G protein-coupled receptor signaling pathway. The record is from RefSeq and is a predicted model, not a curated record. Bases 1 to 945 code for a protein of 314 amino acids. The transcript has a single exon. Gene Ontology annotation, cellular component: membrane.